Molecule: messenger RNA, 543 nt
Organism: Ostertagia ostertagi
Lineage: Eukaryota; Metazoa; Nematoda; Chromadorea; Rhabditida; Trichostrongylidae
Source: the annotation of a GenBank genome assembly
AUGGCCGAAAUUCAAGUGUACAAAACAAAGAUCACGAACGCUUGUGUCCUGCUCAGAUCUUAUGAGCCAGAAUUCACAAACAUCAAUUCAGCGAAGCAGUUCCAUCAUGACUGCGCCAAAGAAGCCAUCGAGACAAUCGAUGGUCGGCAAGGACACAAGAAACGCGAAAAGAUUUGGUUAGAUGUAAACAAACAUUUAGAGACUGAGUCGAACAUUCUGGAUUCAGUAAUACAAAGGCUGAACAAAAUGGACUUUAGAAAUGAGGGACUAUUGCAACAAAUUGCAUUAAUAACUUCACCUCAGCCCAACCAUUCUGUCGCCAACAGCCAUAGCAGCUGUCAAGGAUGGUCAAAUGCCGCAAUGACUCCGCAAGAACGUAACGUUCGGGUCAUGCGCCCAUUACUGGAAGUUCCUACAUUUGCAGGGAACUAUAUGGAGUUGAAUACGUUCUGGUCCGUUUUCGAAUCGCUAAUACACAGCGACGACGAUUUGAGCGACCAAGAGAAGUUCCUAUUUUUGAAGAAGGCUCUGAAGGACAAAUAA